UAGUACUCUAAUCGUCCACACCUCCACAAAACCGUGUUCCCUCUCCAUCUCCACCUCCACCUCCGCCCUCAAACCUAGCGCACGAAGUGACGACACCCCUCCAUUCGAAUCAAUCCGUCCUCUAUCCGCCCUCAAUCCCGCCGCCUCCCCCGCCUACACGCACUCCGCACACCCCCAACCACGCCAGCAUGUCCUCCUCCUCCCUCCCAACCAACGCCACCACCCUCGACCCCUACGUCGUCCUCUCCGUCCCCCUUACCGCCACAGCGGCCGAAAUCCGGAGUGCGUACCGCAAACUCGCUUUGUUGCGACACCCCGACAAAGCCCCGACCAGCUCUCGCGACGCGGCGCACGUGGAAUUCCAAGAGCUCGCGUUUGCGUACAGCAUUCUCAGCGACGCUGGGCGGCGAGCGCGUUACGAUCGCACGGGGUCUACUGACGAGAGUGUCCUCGGCGGUGAUGGGGAUGGGGAGGAGGGGUUCGAUUGGGCGGAGUUUUUUGCCGCGCAGUAUACCGCGGUGAACAAGGAUGCGGUUGAGGAGUACAAGUUGCAGUAUCAAAGCAGUGAGGAGGAGGGGAAGGAUGUGCUGAAGGCGUAUGUGGACGGGAAGGGGGAUCUCGACUUCGUCUUUGAGAAUGUGGUCUGCUCAGAUCCUCUCGUGGAUGAGGAGAGGUUUCGGGGGUAUAUUGAUAAGGCGAUUGGGGCGGGGGAGGUGGAGAGCUAUGUGGCGUAUCGGAAGGAGGGGGAGGCGAAGAGGAAGAGGAGGGUGAGGACUGCGAAGAAGGAGGCGGAGGAGGCGGAGGAGGCGGCGAGGAGGUUGGGGGUGCACGAGGAGUUGUUUGGUGAUAAGAAGGGGAAGGCGAAGGGGAAAGCGGGGAAGAAGGACGGCGAGGAGGAUACUGCGGCGCUUGCGGCCCUCAUCAGAGGCCGUGGCGCGAAUAGGAUGGAUGCUAUGAUCGCCGGAUUGGAGGCGAAGUAUGGCGGCGCGGGGAAGAAGAAGCGGGCUACCAAGCGUGCUGCCGCCAUACCGACGGAAGAGGAGUUUGCAGCUACCCAGGAGAGGGUUACUAGGAAGAGGGCUAGGAAGGCGUAAAUACGAGGUGAUGCCUGGCUACAGCCUACAUAUAUGUGUACUUUUAACUUUAGUCCUGGGGAGUUUUGGUUGCUUUAACAAUGAUACCGCGAAUUGAUGUUGAUGUUUCCGAAUC
Molecule: messenger RNA, 1209 nt
Organism: Tricharina praecox
Lineage: Eukaryota; Fungi; Ascomycota; Pezizomycetes; Pezizales; Pyronemataceae
Exons: 1
Coding region: 189-1094 (301 amino acids)
Cellular component (GO): nucleus; cytoplasm
Molecular function (GO): heat shock protein binding
Source: RefSeq, a predicted model, not a curated record